CUCUCAUGAUUACAUAACCUACCAGUUCAUGGUUUAUUAUGUUUGGUCAGAUCAGUGUUUGUUAUUCAGUCGACCGUGUGCAGGCCUACAGCUCUUCUAUAGACUUGAAUUUUUCUCUUGUGAAGAACGUUUCAAAACAAGGCGUUACAACAGUGAUUAUGUUGUGAAAACCAUGACAGGAAGUCGCUCUGUGUAGCCCGGACAGCUUCACCUCGGAGCAGCUCGGGUCGGCUCGGCUCUGCUCGGUUUGUGUUCCUCCCACCCUCCCAGAACAGAGAUGAAAACCAGAUCCCGCGGCGUCUGGGAGCUUCGGCGUCGGACAGACUGGACGGAGAAGACCGGGGACCAGAGCGGAGCGGAACCACGGAGUCGGAAAGAGAGCAGACCGGGACACCGGCGCAGUUUUCCAGAGGUUUCAGGCUUUGAGCCUCCGGAUAGACACCGAGAGGUUCGCUGCAGCAGAGGCUGGUUGGGGUGCACUCCUGGCAGUUGCAGCUCCAACUACGUCCCGCUGAUCUGACUGCUACGGCUGGUGAAUCAGACAUGUACCAGGUCCAGGCGAAAGGGGACAGGGUCGCUGCCAUUCUGCUGAAGGAGCUUCCUGGUAAAAAGGUGUCGAACGAAGGAAACCCCUGCGUCGCCAUGACAACCAAGAUGCACCUCAAAGGGGCCCCGAGGUCCCUGGGAGUACUGAGAGAAGUCCAGUGGUCUCCGCUGGUCGGGGAGCAGCAGGAGAGUCGACCCCUACUGAGUCCCUCCAUCGAUGACUUCCUGUCGGAGUGCCGGAGCGACGCCCCCUCCACCCGUCCCCUCGCCUCCAGCACAGCAGUCCUGUCCACAGCUGUGGACCUGGUGGACCUCAGCGAGCCGGGGCGGAGCGGCAGCAAUGAGGGCCGCAGGAGGAGGAGCCCUCUGAGGAAGAAGGGCAGCUCGAGGAGCCCUCGACACCGAGCAAGGCCUGAGGAGACGGAGCUGAUCCAGGUGGAGGCGGAGCAGCUGCCUGCCAGUCCCAGAACACCUGAGCGGAUCUCACUGGACUCAGGUGAGAGGCAUCAUGUCCCGCUCACAGUCAGUCUGUCAUCUCCUCUGGAUAAAUGGGAAGAGCUGAACCUGGACGUGGAGGACAGGGGACGCAGGGGCCCUAACCCUAACCCUAACCGGAGGGACGAGAAGAGAUGCACCUCCCACCACUCCUCCAGUGAGCUGCUCUGGUCUGCAGAGUUUAAAACAGACCCAUUGAGAAAGAACUCACUGUUCACCAUGCACAGCUUCAACGACCUCGACUUCAUAUCGUCAGCACAGGUCUCUGGCGCGUCCAGACUGCGCAGGCGCACUCGGUCCCUGUUGGCCAGAAAGGAGUCUCUGGAGGACGAGUUUGUCAGAGCAAAGGCUGCUGUCGAGUCGGACACAGAGUUCUGGGACAAGAUGCAGGCAGAGUGGGAGGAACUGGCUCGGACGAACUGGCUGGAGGACUCAGAGGCUCCGCAGCCGAUCCCGCCCUGCUUCUCACCUGUGGAGAAGGGUUACCACUUCCAUCCCAACAACCCGUACAGAGACUGGCCCAGCACCUUCGCUCAGGGUCGGGAGAAAGCCCGAGAAGGAGACCUGAACACCGCCGUGCUGCUGCUGGAGGCCGCCAUCCUACAGGACCCGCAGGACUCUGAGGCCUGGCAAGUUCUGGGGAUGACUCAGGCUGAAAAUGAGAAUGAGCCGGCCGCCAUCGUAUCCCUGCAGAGGUGUCUGGAGCUCCACCACAACAACCUGCCGGCCCUCAUGGCGCUCGCAGUCAGCUUCACCAACAGCGGCAUGCAGUGGGAGGCGUGUGACGCCCUGCACUGCUGGAUCAGCCACAACCCCCGAUACCAGCACCUGGUCCUGGACCACAGGAGUCCACUACAGGGCUCCCCGGCCACGCCACGCAGGGGUCCCUACACCUGCACACCGGCCAGGUCGGAACUGCAGGAAGUGCUGCUGCUCUACCAGGAGGCGGCUCUGCUGAAUCUAGACUGUGUGGAUCCAGACCUGCAGACUGGACUCGGGGUCCUCUUCAAUCUCAGCUCCGACUUCAACAAAGCAGUGGAGGCUUUUACUGCAGCACUCUCCGUCACACCACAGGACUACCUGCUGUGGAACCGUCUUGGAGCCACGUUGGCCAAUGGAAACCGCAGCGCGGAGGCAGUGGAGGCAUACACCAAAGCUCUGGAGCUGCAGCCUGGGUUCAUCCGCUCCAGAUACAACCUGGGCAUCAGCUACAUCAACCUGGGAGCUCACAGGGAGGCAGUCACCAACUUCCUGACGGCUUUGAACCAGCAGAGGCGGAGUCAGCACUGCAGCCACCAACAGAUGUCAGCCAACAUCUGGACAGCCCUGCGUGUCGCCAUCUCCAUGAUGGACCGGCCCGAGCUCUUCCAGGCCGCCACCGUCGGGGACCUGGACCUGCUGACGAGGGCCUUUGAUGUGGACGACGUCUGAUGGUUUACUUGAAAGCUGUGUCCCCAUGGCGCUGGAUGAGGGACAGUUUGGUUUGACACCAAAGAACCAGUGUAACGGCACAGCCCUUUAUCUUCCUGUGAGAGGUGUCCAAAAACACUUCAGACACACAGACACGAGACUGUUGGACAGGACUUUUAUGGCACCCGUGAGCACCUCCGGCAGUGAUGUCACAGUGUCGACGCGCCUGGCGUACACUGAAUCAUCCAGCCUUGGCCACUCUCCUCUGACCAGACAGAAACAGUGUGGCAAGUUCCAGUUUGGGCCCCAGAUUAAAAACCAGAGAUACAGCUGGACAAACACCUUGAACAUGUUAAUGAUGAUGUAGAUGCUUCAGUUUUUCUCAGAACACAAACAUCAUGACAAGGCUGCAACUAACAGUCACUUUUGUUAUUGAUUAAUCUUCUGAUUAUUUUCUCAAUAAUUUGGUGGAAGUUGUCUCGUUUAGUCUGAUGCACAGUCCUAAUGCCGCCGCCGUUACCUAGCACAGUAUGAAACCAGAGGAUGUGGCUAAGUGUCCUCCAGUUUCAUACUGUGCUAAGGUGUCUUCAUGGUCUCCUCAAAAACCCUGUGAGUGAUCAAUCAAUUAACACAGUAGCUGCAGAUGAUCAUAACCCACCAAUCAUGACAUUGUACUGUAAAACAGUCACUGAGUGUCGGUACUGACCAGUACGUCCUAUAACA
Molecule: messenger RNA, 3174 nt
Organism: Monopterus albus (swamp eel)
Lineage: Eukaryota; Metazoa; Chordata; Actinopteri; Synbranchiformes; Synbranchidae
Gene: pex5lb
Product: peroxisomal biogenesis factor 5-like b
Exons: 15
Coding region: 544-2472 (642 amino acids)
Biological process (GO): protein import into peroxisome matrix, docking
Cellular component (GO): peroxisomal membrane; cytosol
Molecular function (GO): protein binding
Source: RefSeq, a predicted model, not a curated record